CGUGUUUUACCGUCUUCCUAUUAAUUAUUACCCGGAAUUUCAAUCAUGUCUGCUGGUUCAGUUCUUGUUGCUGGUGGCACGGGCUACAUUGGCUCGUUCACCACCCUCGCCCUUCUCGAGGCUGGUUACAAGGUCGUCGUUGUUGACAACCUGUACAACUCUUCCCGUGAAGCUCUCAACCGCAUUGAGCUUAUCUGUGGCACAAAGCCCGAGUUCUACGAGCUCGAUGUCACCGUGGAGAACAGCUUCGACCAGGUGUUCGAGGCCCACCCCGACAUUGACAGCGUUAUCCACUUCGCUGCCCUGAAGGCUGUUGGCGAGUCUGGCGAGAAGCCCCUGGACUACUACCUGGUCAACGUCUACGGCACCAUCAACCUCUUGCGCUCCAUGGUCAAGAACAAUGUCACCAACAUCGUCUUCUCCAGCUCCGCCACCGUUUACGGUGAUGCCACCCGCUUCCCCAACAUGAUCCCCAUCCCCGAGGACUGCCCUCUGGGCCCCACCAACCCCUACGGCAACACCAAGUUCGCCGUCGAGAACGCCAUCACCGACCUGAUCAAUGCCCAGCGCAACAACGCCAUCAAGGCCGGCAAUGAGGCCGAGGCCAAGAAGUGGAACGGUGCUCUGCUCCGCUACUUCAACCCCGCCGGUGCCCACCCCAGCGGUAUUAUGGGCGAGGACCCCCAGGGUGUCCCCUACAACCUUCUCCCUCUUCUUGCCCAGGUUGCUACUGGCAAGCGCGAGAAGUUGAUGGUCUUCGGUGAUGACUACGCUUCCCACGACGGAACUGCCAUCCGCGAUUACAUCCACAUUCUGGAUCUCGCAGACGGCCACCUCAAGGCUCUGAAGUACCUCCGCGCCAACAACCCCGGUGUCCGCGCCUGGAACUUGGGUACCGGAAAGGGCAGCACCGUCUACGAGAUGGUCCGCGCCUUCUCCAACGCCGUCGGAAAGGACCAGCCCUACGAGGUUGCUCCCCGUCGUGCUGGAGAUGUCCUCAACCUCACUGCUAACCCUACCCGCGCUAACACCGAGCUCGGAUGGAAGGCUGAGCGUACCCUCGAGCAGGCUUGCGAGGAUCUCUGGCUCUGGACUAAGAACAACCCCCAGGGUUACCGUCAGGAGCCCCCUGCUGAGUUGCUCGCUCAGCUCAAGAAGUAAAUUUACUUCGAGUGAUGUGAUCUUGUUUGAGGCUUGUAAUGGAUCUUGCCUUUGUUGAUAUAGAAAUCCUGAAACCCUGGAUUUAGUUGGUAGAAUACAUGAAACGAAUUUCC
Molecule: messenger RNA, 1274 nt
Organism: Penicillium crustosum
Lineage: Eukaryota; Fungi; Ascomycota; Eurotiomycetes; Eurotiales; Aspergillaceae
Product: NAD-dependent epimerase/dehydratase family protein
Exons: 4
Coding region: 46-1161 (371 amino acids)
Biological process (GO): beta-D-galactose catabolic process via UDP-galactose, Leloir pathway
Cellular component (GO): cytosol
Molecular function (GO): UDP-glucose 4-epimerase activity
Source: RefSeq, a predicted model, not a curated record